CAAUCGUGUCUUAGAGCUCUGCUGAGGCUUUGAUGAUUUGUUCUGGCAAAGGACUGGUUGUUCUUUCCUGGGCUUCUCAUGCUGGAGGUCGUUCGAGUCAAGUAGUUUUGAAGGAAAAAAGUCUUUGUCUAGCCCUGUAAUUUUUUAUUUUUUAUUUAAUCUAAGUCGUAUUUAAAUAUGUUUUCCCGUGUAGCUAGACCCGUUCUUGGAUUUGGCAGGAGUCUUUCUACCACACCUCCGAGUAAUGCCAGAGUGGCAGUGUUGGGUGCUUCAGGUGGAAUUGGCCAGCCCCUUUCCCUUCUACUGAAGAAUAGCCCAGUGGUGAGCCAUCUUGCCUUGUAUGAUAUUGCUCAUACACCUGGUGUUGCCGCAGACUUGAGUCAUAUAGAAACCAGAGCUAAAGUUACAGGGCAUAUUGGAGCAGAACAGCUACCAGAGGCUGUAAAGGGCUGUGACGUAGUAGUUAUUCCUGCUGGAGUACCCAGAAAACCUGGUAUGACUCGUGAUGACCUUUUCAACACCAAUGCUACAAUUGUAGCCAACCUUACAGAAGCAUGUGCUCGUCACAGUCCAACAGCCAUGAUCUGCAUAAUCUCCAACCCAGGCCUUGAUCCAGCUCGUGUGAAUGUUCCUGUUAUUGGAGGCCAUGCUGGAAAGACCAUCAUACCUGUCGUGUCUCAGUGCACUCCAAAAGUGGAAUUUCCACAAGAUCAGUUGGAAGCGCUGACUGGCAGGAUACAGGAAGCUGGUACGGAAGUUGUCAAGGCAAAAGCAGGAGCAGGAUCUGCUACAUUGUCUAUGGCCUAUGCAGGUGCCAGAUUUGUCUUCUCUCUCUUGGACGCAAUGAAUGGCAAAGAAGGUGUUGUUGAAUGUUCUUUUGUGAGAUCUGAAGAAACUGAAUGCCCAUAUUUUUCUACACCUCUUCUCCUUGGGAAAAACGGAAUUGAAAAGAAUCUAGGAGUUGGAAAGCUGUCAGCCUUUGAAGAGAAGAUGGUUGCGGAAGCCAUGACUGAGUUGAAGGCCUCUAUCAAGAAGGGGGAGGAAUUUGUAAAGAACAUGAAAUGAACAUUCAUUGUCUAAAAAUUAGGCAAUUAUUUAUACAGAAAUGUUACCAAGAACUGCAGACUGCCAACUAUGGGUGUUUCAGUGACCAGGGAACAUGACUGCCUCCAUGCAUACCAGCUGUUUGGCACAUGAUUAAUAUGCUUAAAUGCCAUUAAAGAAAUUUUAUGUGUUUAA
Messenger RNA from Protopterus annectens (West African lungfish), 1239 nucleotides. RefSeq names its product malate dehydrogenase 2 (gene MDH2). Gene Ontology annotation, biological process: tricarboxylic acid cycle; malate metabolic process. Gene Ontology annotation, molecular function: L-malate dehydrogenase (NAD+) activity. The record is from RefSeq and is a predicted model, not a curated record. NCBI's taxonomy places the organism in Eukaryota, Metazoa, Chordata, Ceratodontiformes, Protopteridae. Gene Ontology annotation, cellular component: mitochondrion; cytoplasm.